Molecule: messenger RNA, 4471 nt
Organism: Hyla sarda
Lineage: Eukaryota; Metazoa; Chordata; Amphibia; Anura; Hylidae
Gene: PBX3
Product: PBX homeobox 3
Exons: 11
Coding region: 1513-2874 (453 amino acids)
Biological process (GO): embryonic organ development; eye development; animal organ morphogenesis
Cellular component (GO): nucleus
Molecular function (GO): RNA polymerase II cis-regulatory region sequence-specific DNA binding; DNA-binding transcription factor activity, RNA polymerase II-specific
Source: RefSeq, a predicted model, not a curated record
CGAAUCUUCCAAUCGCAAACGAAGAGGGCGGGCAGGCGAGCCACGUGCUCUCAACCAAUCUUCUCACCACCGCAACGCCAACCUUGACUCACAGUGCCCAGCGUUCGAUUGGUCGCGUCUCCCGUCUCCCCUAGCAACGCUGGCCGGGUGCGUGACAACACUGGCCCUAGCAACCGCCUCAGCGCGCCAUUUCUCCGAGUCUGACACGUCCGCAGUGAGUGAGUGGCGUUGGCAGCCUGUCAAUCCGUCACCGGGGCCGGCAGCAGCAGCGUAAAGCGGGGCAAGCAGCCGGAGCCAUAAAUCCCGCCCGGGAGAGCCCCGACUACCGGCCCCCCAUCCAUCUCUCCCACAUCACCCCCUCAGCCGCCGCCGAGGAGGAGGAAAAAACUUUUUUGAUUGCUGCUCUGAGGCAUCAUCAUCAUCAUCCUCCACAUCUCACCGGGCACCUUAACCAUUUCUAUCACCUCUCCUGCCAUCAAUACCCCUGCAGCUCCCCCCACCCGGCCCGGACACUUCUUCUUCUUUCCCAGAGACUUUCUUUUAUACAUCUUAUUGUCUUCUUUUUUUACACUCCCCAUUUAUUUUAUUGGAGGUGAUCAUCGAGGAGCAGCAGCUACUACUACUCCUACUAUAACUACUACUUCAUCAUCAGAGCCUGAUUUAUGACCCAGCACCCGGGGAGAUUGGCAGCUCCUGGAUGAAGGAUUGAAGAAGGAAACAUCCAAGGAAGGAGAUCUGAGAAGAAGCCCAGGGAGAGCACCAUGCCUUCUUAUUACUCUUCAUGACAUCCUUCACCUUCUUGGAGAGGGCAAAAAAUUUUUUUAAAAAAUAUUACCAAAAAAAAAAAGAGAAUUUUUAAAAAUGUUCAAUGAAAUUUUUUUGGGGAUUUUUGAAUUUCUUUCUCAUUGGCUGGAAUAAAGACAGAUUUUUUUUUUUUCUCUAACAAAUGCACUGAGACGUCAAGAAGUGUCCUAGAAGAAAGUGCAGCUCCUUCUGACAAAGAUCCUUCAACUCUCCGGCUUCUCAUUUUUAACUAAAUCCCAACAAAAACAAAAACAAAAAAUCCUGUGACAUUUGACAGUAGGUGCGAUACGUUGGCUUUUUUUUUUCUCUAACUUGUGUCCUGAUGGGAUGAAUUGGAACUGGCCUGGCCAAAGCUAAAGAAGCCCCGGGACCUUUGAUCUUUUCAUGAGACCCCCAGACUUUGCUUUAUGCAGUGGAAUAAAACUGCACUGGAAAUAGAGGCAAUCUGAACCCAGAAAUAGCUGGAAGAGGGCUGUAGCCUGUGUUACUUUGUAUCAGCCCAAGCAGCAAGGUUUUUUUUUUUUUUUGGAUGGAGUGAAGAACUGUAUAUUCUUUCUACCCCUUGUUUGCCAAGCAGAAUACCCGGGGCUGGGAAUUGACGCUUUGUUGUUGAUGUGCGGGACACUGACCCCCAAGCGGUUGUGCCCCUGACUGUGAGGUUGUCUCCUUGCAGUCUGUAUUUCAAUUGAUUUGGCUGCGGAGAGGAGUAUGGACGAGCAGACCAGGAUGUUGCAGACUUUGGCCGGAGUGAACAUGGCCGGUCACUCGGUACAGGGGGGAAUGACUUUACCUCCUCCCCAUGGACACGAUGGGACAGAUGGGGAUGGCAGGAAGCAGGACAUUGGCGACAUCCUGCACCAGAUCAUGACCAUCACUGAUCAGAGCCUGGAUGAGGCACAAGCAAAAAAGCAUGCACUAAACUGUCAUAGGAUGAAGCCAGCCCUUUUCAGUGUUUUAUGUGAAAUCAAAGAGAAAACAGGUCUCAGCAUUAGAGGGGCACAGGAAGAAGAUCCCCCAGAUCCACAGCUCAUGAGACUAGACAACAUGUUGCUGGCAGAAGGUGUAUCUGGACCAGAGAAAGGUGGUGGAGCUGCAGCAGCCGCAGCAGCGGCAGCAGCAUCGGGCGGUUCCUCAGACAACUCAAUAGAACAUUCCGACUACAGAGCCAAACUCAGUCAGAUCCGACAGAUUUACCACACAGAACUGGAGAAAUAUGAGCAGCUGGUCCGUGGAGGUGCUGCAGCAGUCGAUUUUCAUCAUGAAAAGGACAUGAAUCAACAGGCAUGCAACGAAUUUACAACCCAUGUGAUGAAUCUCUUGAGAGAGCAAAGCCGGACGCGCCCCAUCUCCCCCAAAGAAAUUGAAAGAAUGGUGGGCAUUAUCCACAGGAAGUUCAGCUCCAUCCAAAUGCAACUGAAGCAAAGCACGUGUGAAGCUGUCAUGAUCUUAAGGUCGAGGUUUCUCGAUGCCAGGAGGAAAAGGCGUAACUUCAGUAAACAGGCCACAGAGAUCUUAAAUGAAUACUUCUACUCCCACCUCAGCAAUCCUUACCCAAGCGAGGAAGCCAAAGAGGAGCUGGCAAAGAAAUGCAGUAUCACAGUGUCGCAGGUAUCCAACUGGUUCGGAAACAAGAGAAUCAGGUACAAGAAAAACAUUGGCAAGUUUCAGGAAGAGGCAAACCUGUACGCAGCUAAGACGGCCGUGAACGCAGCUCAUGCAGUAGCAGCUGCUGUGCAGAAUAACCAAACAAGCUCCCCCACUACACCAAAUUCCGGUUCUUCUGGUUCUUUUAAUCUCCCAAAUUCAGGCGACAUGUACAUGAAUAUGCAGAGUCUGAAUGGGGAUUCUUACCAAGGGGCCCAAGUUGGAGCCAAUGUGCAGUCACAGGUGGAUACCCUUCGUCAUGUUAUCAAUCAGACGGGCGGAUACAGUGAUGCCUUGGGAGGGAAUUCACUGUACAGUCCACAUCACCUAACUGCUAACGGCGGGUGGCAUGAGACGGCAACCCCCACCUCUGUCACCUCCCCAACAGAAGGGCCCGGCAGCGUGAACUCUGAUACCUCUAACUGAGUGACCCAUCAUAAAACUGUGCAUCCCAGCUCUCUGGAGGGACAAGGCAUCACGUUAGGUCUUUAUUCAAUACUUAGUUAAGCAGAUUCCCAGCUCGGAGGACGAAGACCUUUCCCUUUCAGUUAAAUCUUCUUCUCCAGCUCGGUGGCUCUGCUUUGCCUGUUUUUAAUAAGGACUCGCACACCGCCGCAUCGUACAUCCCAGUCAAAACAAGCUGCUGGAUUCCAGUACAUCGUAUUUUUUUUCGCUUAAUCACCACUUUGAAAGCACUUUAUCUAAUUGGGCCAAGAUCUGAGUUAGAAUUUGUGAAAUGAUCUCCACGUCCCAUCGGCACUUUUUAAUAAACUGCUAAAGUGAAGGAACGAAGUAGCAGCUUUAAGGAGUAACGUUUGCAUGUUUGCCUAGACUAUCUGGGGUUACAGCGAAGAGACAUUUUACCGUUUCCAAACCUACCGUAGUCGAUGAUGGCUCUUUGUUUUCUUUCUCGUUUUCCCAUUUUAUUUCCUGUAUGACGCAUUUAAAACUCGGUUGAUCUGUGAAGAUGCAUCCACUUCUACAGGGAAACGACAUACACAUCUUAUGCAUUUAUCGAAUCCUUGCGCCAGAUGGACUCCUUGUUGAAGCUCUUUCGUGUUGUCAUAUACCAACCAAAUUUUUUAUUUUAGAAUUAAAAAAAAAAAAGAAAAAGAAUUUCCUGUGAACAAAAAACCUUGUUGUAGGACAUUGUCUAUAAAAUUAGAGAGUCACACAUGGAAAAAUUAAGGGUAAACAAUUUCCAACAAUAGAAAUUUCAUAGGAAACAGGAAUUUAACCAGUAAUAAUGAUUUUAUUUGACUUUGCUGUAGCCGGUAUCUCAGUUACACAUCACAUUGUGGUUUAUAGAUAUAUGAUAGGGCAAGAAGAGACAUCAGGUCCCGUAACAACAAACCAAAGAAACUUUAAAAUCACAAUAUGGGAUUUAUGUAUUUUAACAUGGGUCAUUUAAAAGAUUCACAGGGUUUUUUUUUUUAUUUUUUAUUUUUUUUUAAAUAUAAUUUUAGGUUAUUAGAUCAACUAAUUAUAUAUAUAUAUUUUGGCUUAUUAGUCACCAGUUAUUAUUAUUAUUAAGCGAAUGCAUCUUCAACAGAGUUUUCUCCAUUAACGCAGUACCAUUUUGUUUCCUAUUGGCCUCUCCCAGCUUUGUAAAUACCCCUUCCUGUGACAGAGGGUCAUGAUGAUAGGAAAGGGAUUCUAUUCCCUAUGUGUUGUUUUGCAGCAGAGGGUUAAAUGCUGUGUAAUGAGUUGUUGAAAUCUGCCAUUUCUUAUGGCAAUUGAAAAAGAAAGAAAAAAAAAAAUCUGUAAAUAUUGUAGCAAAAGAGAAUUUAUACAUUUUGUCACCAAGCAAAACAGCUUUAUUUACCUCAUACAAACUCAUAGGAACCAACAGACAUGUCACGUGUAGAUUAGUCUGCCCACCUACUACCUCUGAAUAACAUGCGUAGUACGUCUAACUUUCUAUCAUCAUGUAAUUACAAGAGCAGAUUGGGCCAUGGCGCCCCUGGAUUAUGCUGGAAUGUAUAGUAGUGCCACGAUAUUGUACAUAAAAAAUAAAAAUAAA